AAGUGAAAAAAAUCCUGUUCCGUGUUCUCAGCUGUUUUGUUAUUGUCAUCCAACUUACGUCAUGUUUGACAUACAAGCAGAUGUCAAAACAAACAGUUCAGUUCAGGUCAGUAGGGAGAGGACAUUAUUAACAGUAAAAUAAUACGAUAUUUUCACUGAAUCAUGACUGCAAUACUGGGCGGUGGGCUAGGAGGCCUAUCUACGGGUUAUUAUUUACUCAAAAAUAAUAUUAACAACAACAGCAAUCUGAAAUUAUUCCUGUUAGAAGCGACUAACUACUGCGGCGGCUGGAUCAAAACUAUCCGAACCAAGGACUAUUUGUUCGAGCAAGGUCCAAGAACUAUUCGACCUAAAGGAACCACUGGACUGAACACGUUAAAUAUGAUCCAAGAUCUCGGUCUCAGUGAGCACAUAGCACCCAUCAAACCAGACCAUCCGGCGGCCAAGAACAGAAUGAUUUAUGUACGAAAUAAUCUACAUAUCUUACCUUCGAGUUUAAUAAGUGUCUUCCAGAAGAAUCAACCGUUCUCUAAACCCCUUAUUUAUGCUCUGUUCAAUGAUAUUAAGUCACCUUAUAAAGAAAUGGAGGAUGACUCAAUUUACAAUUUUGUUGAAAGAAGAUUUGGUAAAGAAAUAGCAGAUUAUGCUAUAUCUCCAAUGAUAUGUGGUAUUUGUGCUGGAGACGCCAAACAAAUAUCUGUAAAAUUUCUAAUGAAAACAUUAUUUGAAUGGGAGCAAAAUCAUGGAGGAGUUGUGAAAGGAUUAAUGAAGUCGAUGUUUAAUUCUAAAUCAGCAGGUGAUUUAGAAUUAAGUGAGAGCAAAAGAGCACAGGAAGAGAAAUGGAAUGUUUACACUAUAAAGGGUGGUUUGGAAACAUUUCCUGAUACUUUACAUAAUUAUUUAGUUGAAAACAAUGUGACUGUCAAACUAAACUCUCAAGUGGAAGAAAUUGAGUUUGUUGACUCCAGCUCAGUGGCAUUGAAAAACAAUAAUGGUAUAACUCUGACAGCUAACCAUGUUUAUGCAUCAAUACCAGCUUAUUCUCUUGCAAAGUUAGUUGAAAAACAACAUCCAGUAUUAGCAGAAAGUUUAUAUGAAAUUCCUUUUGUAACUGUAGCCAUAGUUAACUUAUACUUUGACACAACGGAAAACCUUAUUAAGCCCGCCUUUGGAUUUCUAGUGCCCCCAAUUGAAAACUGUCCUAUUCUUGGAGUUGUCUUUGAUUCCUGUUGCAUACCUGAUCAAAACGAAACUGUUCUAACUGUGAUGCUUGGGGGGAAAUGGUUUGAAGAGAAGUUUGGUGCCAAUCCUCCUGAAAACAUGUUGAUGGAAAUAGCUCUGGCAGAGAUACGCAAGAUACUGAAGAUAAAGGAAAGUCCAACUGCUUCAAAUGUUAACAUUUUGAAGAAAUGUAUACCACAGUAUGUAAUAGGUCAUUAUGAGAGGGUAGACAGGAUCCGUGAGUACAUCCAAGUCAAUAACUUGCCUAUAUCUCUGGUUGGCUGCAGUUAUGAUGGUGUAGGCAUAAAUGACGUUAUUUUUUCUGCCAAAACUCAAGUGGAGGAUAGUCCUUGUGUAUUUCAUGACAAACCAACAUGACAUUCAUGAAGAAAUGUUUCUACAACUUUUGGGUCUAAUUGCUUGUCUUUUUAGGGGUGUGCAUGUUUUUUAUUACUGAGCAUUUAUUUUGUAUAUUUUUGUUAAUAAAGGUUUGGUUUAAAAUGCAA
This is a messenger RNA of Trichoplusia ni (cabbage looper), 1727 nucleotides long. RefSeq names its product protoporphyrinogen oxidase-like. The record is from RefSeq and is a predicted model, not a curated record. Gene Ontology annotation, biological process: heme biosynthetic process. Gene Ontology annotation, molecular function: protoporphyrinogen oxidase activity, oxygen as acceptor. Gene Ontology annotation, cellular component: mitochondrial inner membrane. NCBI's taxonomy places the organism in Eukaryota, Metazoa, Arthropoda, Insecta, Lepidoptera, Noctuidae.